Molecule: messenger RNA, 576 nt
Organism: Penicillium samsonianum
Lineage: Eukaryota; Fungi; Ascomycota; Eurotiomycetes; Eurotiales; Aspergillaceae
Exons: 2
Coding region: 1-576 (191 amino acids)
Source: RefSeq, a predicted model, not a curated record
AUGCCUAACGAAAACCCUGCCUGUGCUGACUGUAAAGCCAAGAAGAAGCGGUGCAUCCACCGUAACCAACCUGUGAAGGUCGCCGAGGCUGAAGCCGUCCCAGCCAGCAUGCCUUCUCCUUCCGCUCCCGCCUCCGUCCCCACCCCUGCUCCCACUCCUGCUCCUGUGGCUGCCCCCGGUGCUGCCACCCGAGGCCGCCGCAAGGCCGCCGAGGCCAGGACCAAGGAGAUGAGUCCCGCUCCCGCCGACUCCAGCGACGAGCUUUCUUCCGUGCCCUCCGAGGCCGAGCAGAAGCCGGUGGUCAAGAAAUCCACCAAGCGUAGUCGCCGUGCCAAGAACAAGGCCGCUGCCGAGUCCCAGAACGAGGCCCCUAACCUCGCCGCCGAUAACCUUCAGGCUGCUUCCACCAUGUCCGUCCACACUGUCUGGGCCCAUGAGCUUCAUGAAAACCUCCAGGACCUCGAGAGGUGCAUGCAGACCUUCGAUGAAGCUCACCGCGCCACCAUGGCCGCUGCCCACACCAUCCAGCGCACCGUCGACGGCUGGAUUCAGACUUGGGCCGUCUCUGGUCGUUAA